CUGGACAUAUACUGCUCAACAGCCUCCCCCAAAUUGAUGCUGGUGCCUAAGCAUCAAUUUGUGAGACAGGUACCAAUGCCGAGCAUUUGUGAAAGACUUCGUAAAUAGAUCUGCCAGCUGAUCCUCCGUCCGAACAUAGUAAAGGUGAACCGAGCCAUCCCGAACUAAAUCCCGGACAUAGUGAACAUGGAGCUCGAUGUGCUUCGUACGAUCAUGCAACACUGGAUUGAUUGCUAUCUGGAUGGCACUCGUAUUAUCCACGAACAACUCCAUCGGCAGUGAACAUGAUACACCGAAGUCCUCUAACAGUCGACGAAGCCACACCAUCUCGAAGCAGACAUCAGACAUAACAUGAUACUCGCCCUCAGUCGAGGAUUUAGACACCUUAUCCUGCUUUUUACACCGCCAAGAAAUAAAUGAUCCACCAAACUGAACACACCAUCCAGUCGUGGAGCGACGAGUGUCGAUACAUCCUGCAAAAUCAGAAUCCGAAAAAGCACGGAGAACAGGUGAACCAGUAGCUGGAAAGAACAUACCGACAUCACGAGUACCUUGCAGGUACCUUUAAAUUCGAUGCGCAGCAGCGAGAUGCUCUACUCGUGGCUCAACCAUAUACUAGCUAACAAUCUGAACAACAUACGAUAUGUCGGGCCUAGUCGCGGAUAGGUAGAUAAGACUACCCACCAGGCUACGAUAGGCCGAACCAUUUGGAAUUGGAUCCCCCGAUGUAUGACUGAGCUUCAAGUUUAACUCCAUCGGUGUGCUAACUGGCUUAUAGUCUUCAAAAUUAUGCUCACUCAACAGAUCCCAGAUGUACUUGCGCUGACUAAGUAGUAAUCCACGAGAGCUGCGAGUUACUUCAAGGGCAAGAAAAUAUGUCAGGUCACCCAAGUCCUUCAAGCUGAACGCCGAGUGUAGUCUUUGUUUGAGCUGUCGAAUACCCAACUCAUCAUCCCAUGUAAUGACCAUGUCAUCAACAUACAGUAAUAGAGCUACAAUCCCUGUCGCCGAUGACUUCGUGAACAAGGACGGAUCAUUGAGGCUUUGCUGAAAGCCCAUCUGUAACACACUAGCCUGAAAUUUCUCAAACCAGGCCCUAGGAGCCUGUUUGAGACCAUAUAAGGACCGAUGAAGUAGACACACCUGAUCCGGGGUACCGAGGGUGUAGCCAGGUGGCCUCUCCAAAUACACAACUUACACGUCCACAAAUAUAUACAUAACAACCCAACUACUCCAGCUGGACAUAUACAGCUCAACAACUUCUCCUUCCUUUAUCUCGUCAAACAAAUGAUUGACCCUGAAGCAGAGCUGCUCCCCCACAAACAGAUGAUUCUCCGCCAGAUUUCUCUAUCUCAUGCAAAUGAUCGGGUCGCGGUCGAAGGUAGCCGCCGAAUUGAAGAACGAGGAAGCUUAAGCCACUUUCGCUACUGUCCACCUUAGUCGUCGAUCUAGAUCUAGGAAAGAAGACGAUGGUGGCAGUGCUGAUUUGUUUGUCUGUCUGCCGUAGAGCCCUACCGGCGGUGAGCGGCAGGGGUGAUCUAGCUGGCUUCCAAUGUGUCGUGAUCGUAGUAAUAAUACAGAGAGUGUUCAAUUAUGGAUUGGAUUUUUCAGUUUUGAUUGCGAUUGAUAGCUACUGCUGCCAAAUAGGGUUUUGCUUUCUAGAGAGGGAAAGCCAACCACGUGUGAAGAGAGAAAGAGAGGGAGAUUCGUGCAGACAAGAAACCAAACAGAGAGGAAAGAAUUCUUUGAAACAAAACAGAGUGUUCAAUUCUAGGCAAGCCAGAUGCAACCCAUCCGUCCAUCUUCGUCCAUACUGAUAACUUCUACAAACCCAAGCUUAUCAUAGAUGUCACUAGCUUGAUUUUCACUAAUUUGGGUUUCAAAGAUAAAUAAUAAAUAUGACUUAUGAGUAUACAAAAGCAUCUUGAGAGCUCAUCUUAAGUGUUUGAUCCCUGCCUAGCAGACAUUCCACGAGAGGAGUUUAAAAUUUUGAUUGUAGAAAACCAUAAGUAAAAGGAAAGGGAAAUAUGGAAUAAAAACCAAAAGGAAAAUCUACAAGGAUACAAGGAUCCACAACAGUAACAGGCAGCUUAGAGCGCAUUAGUAGGGGGAUCCAACCGAUGAUUGUUCCUUGGUGACCAUUGUCUCGUCUACAGACAACUUGGCUUAUUAUAGGUCUUAGAAUCCUUGUUUCUACCAGAACUAGAGCAACUUCCACGUCUUUUAAGGUAAGGGAGUCUCUAGGGAUCUUAUCUCUUUGGAGAAUCUCUCUUUUCACGGAGUCGAGGUUCAUGUGUUUAUUUUAAUGCUUCAGGGGGACACCUUUCCUCUUAUCAUGUGUCAUUGACUUCUUCCUUUGGAUUUUUUUUGUAGUAGUGUGCACGAAUAGAAGAUGAGGAUGAAAUGACUGGAGGCUGGGGUCGACAUUUUCCUUCUGAUGUUGGAAAAGGGGGGGCAUUAAUAGGCUUAGAUGUGUCACAUGAAAGGGUCAAGGAGCUGAGUUUACUACUAAACACCAACUGGGUCGGGGGAGAGUUGUGGGUCAAGCUCCCUUUUUAGGGCUCAACGGCUCUCCAUUCUACAAAAUUUAACUUUUUGGAGGCCUACCUAUGAUUAUGAUCAGUCAUCGUGAGGGAGGUCACGGUUAGCCGGCCAACCGACCGGUCGGUUUCGGAUUUAGGAUCGAUUAGCCGGCCAACCGAAAAACCUUCCUUUUCUGAAAAAAAUUAAUUAAAAAAAAUCUCCACCAGUCAAUCCUUAUCUUCUCUUCUCUCUCCUUCUGUCUUCGACCACAUCGUGCAAAAAAGUAACACCGGAAGACCUUUGCUGCUCUGCUUUUAGUUUCUACCUCCUCCUCGCAAACCAGAAAAUCGGUGUGCCUACCUCCUCCCCGCAAACCUUCCGACCCCUUAUGCUGCUCUGCUUUUAGUUUCUCUCUGAUGCUCUGCAAUCGACCGGUCGUUGCAGGCGCCUUAUGGAUGAGCCUCUUCCAUGCGACGAGGGGCAGGGAGAAGGCAGAGGAGUGGGUCUCGGAGACUUAGCACCAACGGGGAGAUAUUGGCAGGCAGGGGGCCAGUCGCGUGAGGCAGGAAGUUUGAAGGUUUCGGUGGCCCUGCGACUACGGUGUCUCGGCGGCGUCUCGGGGAGGCGGCGGUCGACGGUGGAGCGCGGGGAGACGGCGGGGAUUGGAUCGUCACGUUGGGAGGGUGGAGGAGGUGGCUGCUGCGGGCUGCUGCUGUGAGUCGAAGAAGACGAAGGUAGGGUUUUAUUCUUUUAGAUAUGCUGCUGGCAAAACGGCGUCGUCUCUUGUCGGUCGGUUGCGUCGGUUAGCCGGCUUCGGUUUAUCGGCUAGACGACGAACCACUCAUUUAUACCGGCCACCGAUCGAUGCACGUAUUCCUCGGUUUUCGGUUAGCUGCUAACCGGCGGUUAACGGUUAGCCUGGCCGGUUAGCCGCUAACCAGAAACCGAAAUGACAGUCCUACCCGCGAUGGUACUUCUUUCCUCCUGUAGUCUUCCUCUAUUUCCAUUUUUAGGAGGAUUUACACCCUUGACCUCCGCCUUUUGAAACAUAAUUCCCUAAUUAUGGCUUGAUCGACAAAGGGCUUCAUCAUAUUGUUUUGCUUGAAUUUGUGCACAUCCAUGGUCCAUAGCGAGUGGGAGGUUCCAACAGGGUAUUGACCGCCGACAGUUGCUAAGCUGCCUCCUUGAUUUGUCAUCUCAAAGCAUAUUUGCGAGGAGCUGCACCCAAGCCACCACCGAUUUAUGCGUGGCUAAUUAUCCUACACUCAAAGCAUAUUUGCGGGAGGUUCUCAUAAACAACUUUAUGCUAGAAGCCAUCAAGCCAAAUCCUUGCGAAGUUCCCCCUCUGAGCAUGCUCGGUGUGGUAAUCUAGUUUUAUCAUCCUACCAAUAAGGUUUCCAAGAGACAAAAGAACUUCCAUGUGAUAGAAGUGAACUGGAAAUUCGGGAUGGGUUACAGUGGAUACUAAUUUUUUAGUAACUACCGUGGCAACUUAUAUCUAAACCUUUCAUUAGCUCUAUUUUUUCCCUUUUUUAAAAUGACGGUUAAGAUUAUAUUAAGGGUAAUUUUGGAAUCAAAAUAUUACCACACCAGAUUAUUACCUAUAUUUAUAACUUACCAUUUCAUUCCUCUCCCCUAACCCUACGCCCACUCCCUAUUCAAGAUUUCUCCCAACCCUCCACCGCCUUCCGCCCAAUUGCCUGCGCCGGCCAUCCCUCCUCCCCCCCCUCUUUCUAUCUGCGCCGGCCAUUCUUCUCCCCUCUCUCCCUCCCUCCUUCUAUUCUUCUUCUUCUUCCGCCGGCCAUUCUUCUCCCCCCCCCCCCCUCUUUUAGAUCUGCGCCGGCCAUUAUUUGGGCAUCAUGCUUGAGCCAAGCAUUCCUGGUCUAUGCAAUUUCAAAUAGUUUGUCCUCGUGUUCGCUGAAUCAUAUUGAUUGUAGACUAAUGUAGAGAUGCAGAACUAGUGCUUAGCUCACUAGAGAACAGAUGGCUAUUUUUUUAUUGGUAUAUAUUUUUUUCAUAUUCGUAGUGAUUUUUUCGUACUGGUAGAGUUUUUCGCAAUGGUAGUGGUUUUUUCCUCAUAUUGGUAGUUAUUUUUUUCUAUAGUCCUUAUAUUGAUAGUUUUCGUAAAUUGAGUGGUAUAGAUUGUUUAUAUUAGUAGUUUUCGUGUAAUGGUAUAGAUUUAUUUCUAGAAUGGUAUUGAUUGUUUAUGGUAUAGAUUGUUUAUAUUGGUAGUUUUCGUGUAAUGGUAUAGAUUUAUUUCUGCAAUGGUAUUUUUCGUGUAAUGGUAUAGAUUUAUUUCUGCAAUGGUAUUGAUGUUUUUCAAAGUGGUAGUGUUUGUCUAAUGGAUUGGUACUGAUUUCGUUUUUUUUUUUUUUUUUUUUUUUUUUGCAGAAAGAUUGAGAAAAAUAUGGAAAGGAAAUCUGGCUGGAGAUCACGGAAGUGAGAGAAAGAGAGAAUUUUAAUUAAUAUAUUUUUGUAACUACCUAAAAUGUAAUUUAUUAAAAAAUUAAUUAAUAUAAUUUAUUUUUCCAUACCCAAUUUACCCUUGGUAACCACGGUGAUUACACCGUAACCUGUCCCCUGGAAAUUCAGGGAGUUGCACCCAAACCACCACCAUUUAUGGAGGUUGUCGGAGAACUUCCAGAAUCUCUAAUUUCAACAUGUUCGAGCAUCAAUAAAUUUGAUAGAUAUUAUUUAAAACUUGAAAUUAGAGAUUCUGAAACAUCCAUGAAGCAUAUUUAUAAAUAUCACUUUUAUUAUUUAUUCAUGGAUAAUACAUGCCUUAAAUUGUU
Messenger RNA from Linum trigynum, 5315 nucleotides. NCBI's taxonomy places the organism in Eukaryota, Viridiplantae, Streptophyta, Magnoliopsida, Malpighiales, Linaceae. The record is from the annotation of a GenBank genome assembly.